CAUUUUCCCCAAGAAGAAUGUUUAUUGAAUAGUUUUAGAGAAAAUAUUGCGAGAUUUCAGCACAAUUUCCCUAUAAAAAUGAGAAAAAACACUGUCUUUGUUCCAAAACUCACACGCUGUUAUACCAAUUUGACACUGUGAUACAGAGUGAUGCACUUUUAGCACUGCAGUGCUAAAAGUCAGCUGAUAAGGCCAUUAGUCCGUAAACAAGCCGAUCGUCGUCAGUUUUCUUUGUGUUUUUCACUGUGAAAAGUCCACGAUUCAGCGUUUCCUCCUGCUCAAAUGGCCUGGUCAAAGUAUCAACUCAUUCUGGCCGUCACAAUGGUGGUCACGGGAUCCAUAAACACGCUCAGCACGAAAUGGGCGGACAAUCUAGAGUCACAGGGCGCGGACGGGAACGUGAGGGCGUUCUCGCAUCCCUUUGUACAGGCGUGCGCCAUGUUCCUGGGCGAGAUGCUGUGUUUACUGGCCUUUAAGAUGCUCUACUACAACCUCAGGCGGCGCCGCGACGGCUCUGAAGACACACACGAGCUCACGAAGGGCAACAGGGACUUCAAUCCUUUUAUUCUCUUCGUGCCCGCCAUGUGUGACAUGAUCGCCACGUCUAUCAUGUACAUUGGGCUCAAUCUCACCUACGCAUCCAGCUUCCAAAUGUUCAGGGGUUCCGUGAUCAUCUUCGUGGGUAUCCUCAGUGUGGCCUUCCUCAAUCGCGUGCUCAAGGGGCGCGAGUGGACGGGCAUUGUCUUUGUCAUCAUCGGUCUCGCCAUCGUCGGCGUGUCGGACUUCAUCGCCAACGACGGCGGAAUCGCGCAUUCCCGGAACAACGUCAUUACAGGUGAUUUGCUGAUCAUCCUGGCGCAGAUCAUCACGUCCGUCCAGAUGGUAUACGAGGAGCGCUUCGUGGCCGGCCUGGAUAUUCCGGCACUGCAGGCGGUCGGCUGGGAGGGAUUCUUCGGCUUCUCCGUGCUCGGCACAUUACUGAUCCCCUUCUACUACAUCCACGUGGGUCCGCCAUUCAACAACAAUGCACGCGGCACACUCGAGGACUUCGUUGACGCACUGAUCCAGAUUCGCAACAAUUGGCAGCUCGUGUUCGCCAUCGCCGGCACCGUGAUCUCCAUCGCCUUCUUCAACUUCGCCGGCAUCAGCGUGACAAAGGAGAUCUCCGCUACCACCAGGAUGGUGCUGGACUCCGUGCGCACGCUGGUAAUUUGGCUUGUGGCGCUGGCUGUGGGCUGGCAGCAAUUCCACGCGCUGCAAAUCCUGGGCUUUGGCGGGCUGCUGUUCGGCAUGUGCCUGUACAACAAUGUCUUCGUGCUGCAGUGCUGGUCGGCUGCGCGCGGCCUCUACAUGCGGCAGCGCCACGGAUAUCAGGAGGCGCAGGGCAUCAUCACGAUAAGGGCCGACGACCCACAAAUCGCGUAAAGCCGCGUUUUCCCCCACUCAUCAGCGCGCGUCCCGAUGUUCACGAGAGUCUCCACGAAAGGCUGUAAACCAUUUAAGGCGGAAAUAAACCUACUCCGGAUUUUA
This is a messenger RNA of Phlebotomus argentipes, 1530 nucleotides long. RefSeq names its product solute carrier family 35 member F6 (gene Tango9). Gene Ontology annotation, cellular component: Golgi membrane; intracellular membrane-bounded organelle. Gene Ontology annotation, molecular function: pyrimidine nucleotide-sugar transmembrane transporter activity. The record is from RefSeq and is a predicted model, not a curated record. The coding region runs from base 283 to 1425 and encodes 380 amino acids. The transcript is spliced from 3 exons. Lineage: Eukaryota; Metazoa; Arthropoda; Insecta; Diptera; Psychodidae. Gene Ontology annotation, biological process: pyrimidine nucleotide-sugar transmembrane transport.